GUUUUUUCUUUUUGAAUUAUUUUUAUUGCGACUACGAGAUGCUCGAGACGUCGUCAUCGGGCAGGAACUAAAAUGACAGCGAUGCCGGUGCACGCAUGCGUUGACGACAUUCUUGGAUAUUGCUGAGACUUCCGGAGCCCAGCAGGCGAGUUUACGGAGCCAUGUCGUCUAUGUUUCAACGCGAUAAGACGUUUACUCAAGACUUUUACAAGCUUCGGCGUCAAUGUCUGGCGAAAGGGACACUGUUCGAAGACCCUGCGUUUCCAGCUGUGCGCAAGUCGAUUUUCUACAGCGAAGGACCGAAGCAGAAAUUGGAAUGGAAGCGUCCCGGGGAAAUCUGCAAAGAUCCGAAGAUGUUCGUCGAAGGCGCCAGUCGCUUUGACGUGACACAGGGCAUGCUGGGAGACUGUUGGUUCGUUGCAGUUUUGUCUUCGCUUGCUCAGCAUCCUCAUCUUCUCGCCCAGGUUGUUCCCGAUGACAACUCAUUUUCUGAGAAUUACGCGGGAAUCAUUCACUUUCGAUUGUGGCGUUUUGGAGAAUGGGUGGAUAUUGUUAUAGACGAUCGUUUGCCAACUUAUCACAACAGACUCAUCUUCAUCCAUUCUGCGGAAGGAAAUGAAUUCUGGAGUGCGCUCCUGGAGAAAGCAUAUGCGAAACUGCAUGGCAGUUACGAGGCACUGAAAGGAGGAAAGGCAGGUGAGGCGAUGGAAGACUUUACUGGAGGGGUAACGGAGACGUUCGAAUUGAAGGAGCCUCCCAAAAAGUUGUUCAGGAUCAUGUUGAAGGCAUUUGAGAGAUCCAGUAUGAUGAGCUGUUCUAUUGCAGCACCAAGUACAAAAGAAAUGGAAUCGAAGCUAGACAAUGGUCUCAUUAAAGGUCAUGCUUAUACAGUGACUGGAGUUGCCAAUGUUACUGUUUCUAAAAUUGGUCAAGUCCAGCUUGUACGAAUUCGCAAUCCUUGGGGCAAUGAACAUGAAUGGAAUGGAGAUUGGAGUGAUCGAUCACCACAAUGGAAUCUGAUCUCUUCUGAAGAGAAGAAAAGGCUUGGCAUCACGUUUGAUGAUGAUGGAGAGUCUUGGAUGAGUUACAAUGACUUCGUAAAGAAUUUUACAAAUCUGGAGAUUUGCAGUCUUAGUUUGGAACCAAUGGAUGAAGGAGAACCAGUGUUGAAAUUCAAUCAAUCAAUGGCACAAGGGGAAUGGGGAAAAGGCACAGCGGGUGGAUGUCGAAAUUUCCCAACGUUUGAAUCAAACCCUCAGUUUAUAAUUGAGCUUAAUGAAGCUGAUGAUGAUGAUGAAGAUGGAAAUUGUUCUGUUCUUUUGGCACUCAUGCAAAAGGGUCGUCGUGAAUUACGUCAUUUAGGAGUUUUAGAACUUUGUAUUGGAUUUUCAGUCUACAAAGUUUCUGAUGACUUUUCUGGCAAGUUGAGCAAACAAUACUUUGACUAUAAUUUAAGCACAGCAACUUCUGGCUCGUUUACCAAUCUGCGUGAAGUCCAGAAGCGUUUGGAGCUUCCACCUGGCAAAUAUGUAAUCAUUCCCUGUGCAUUCCAACCUGGGGAAGAGGCUGAGUUUUUGCUCAGAAUUUUCACUGAGAAAGCAUCGAAGAAAGAUGAACCAAAGGUGGAAGAAAACGAGACAGGUGAAAACGAUGCCAGGUAUCAACUCUUCCUUCGUUUGGCAGGAUCGGAUAAAGCGGUCGAUCCUGAAGAGUUGCAAGAAAUUUUGACUGUCGCUUUGAAGGAGGAACUGAAAGGCAAUUCGUUUCGCCUGGAGACAUGCAGGGCCAUGGUGGCUGCUCUUGACCGGGAUGACUCUGGAAAGUUGACUUUUGAUGAAUUCACUGAAGUGCAAAGUUUUGUUCGAAAAUGGAAGACCGUCUUCAGAAAAUAUGACAAACGUAGGAUGGGAAAGAUAGAAAAGUCGUCACUGAAGUCUGCUUUGAGGGAAGCUGGCUUUGAAAGUGUUGUCAACGACAGGCUGCUGGACAUUGUUGCGAGAUAUUAUUGCUCCAGCAGUGGCAUUAGCUUCGAUGACUUCUGUAAUUGCACACUUCGACUUAAGGCUAAGUUGGAUGAGUUUGACAAACACGCACAGGGCGGACGGAUUUCUCUCAGCAAGAGCGAGUUUCUCGAGAUCUGCUUGAAAUGAGGUGUCUUGAUGGUCUCAACGAGGUCUGAAGAAAUUGAAUUUGAUUUUGUUUUGCUGUUUUUCACUUGCAGCUUGUUUCAUCAAUUAGUUUUUCACACUUGCAUUAGAAUUGAAUACUGUGCCGCAUGAUGUAGGUGGUUGCUCGGAUUUUGUUGGUGUUGCGCUCAAGUCAGUACCCUGGUGGGGAUAUGUGCACUCUCGUUUGGUAGUAUGAGAUGUAGACGUCAUGUGUCUGUCAUCUUGUUUAACAAGUAUAAAUGUGGUGCCUCUUGGGCAUGAGAUUUCUACUGUCAC
Molecule: messenger RNA, 2444 nt
Organism: Corticium candelabrum
Lineage: Eukaryota; Metazoa; Porifera; Homoscleromorpha; Homosclerophorida; Plakinidae
Product: calpain-B-like
Exons: 18
Coding region: 162-2150 (662 amino acids)
Biological process (GO): proteolysis
Cellular component (GO): cytoplasm
Molecular function (GO): calcium-dependent cysteine-type endopeptidase activity; calcium ion binding
Source: RefSeq, a predicted model, not a curated record